AUUAAGAACCUGCCUAACUUGGCCUCGAAUAAAUUUUAAUAUCCCAGCCUCCGCUGGUGUCUGGAGGAGAGAAAUCUAAAGACUGAGGACCUUAUCGAUCUGACACAAUCGAUCGAAGACCAGGGACCUUUCGAUCUGAUCAUUCACAAACUUUCAGACUUGAUGCGAGAUGCUGAUCAGAAUGACACCCAGUCCCGACAGCUCAUCCAGAAAUUUCAGGAUUAUGUCGAAGCCCAUCCCCAAACGAUCUUGUUGGAUCCCUUGCCGGCGAUGCGAAGAUUGUCAGAUCGCUUUCAAUCCUACAAACUUAUUCAGGAGCUGCAGUCCCUGGAUCAAGGUCAUCAGUUCUGCAAUCCUCCAUAUCUGGAGCUGGCUACAGGAAACCAAAGCGAGAUCCUGCAUCUGAUUAAAGAACAAAACUUGACCUUUCCACUCAUUUGCAAAACCAGAGUUGCGCAGGGAUCCAGCUCUCACGAUAUGGCUCUCAUCUUCAAUGAGGAUGGCCUGAGGGAUGUGACCCCACCCUGUGUCUUGCAAAGCUUUAUCAACCACAAUGCCGUCCUCUACAAAAUCUUCGUCGUUGGCCAAUCGUAUUUUGUCGCGAAGAGACCCUCAUUGAAGAACUUUGCAGUUGGCCAAUCGGAGCAGAAGACUAUAUUCUUCAACAGUCAUGAAGUCUCGAAGCCAGAAUCCUGCUCACAUUUAACAGAGAGAGAGGAAGGGGAUAGCCUUCCCAGUGGACCCUCUGACAAAAUCAUCCAAUUCAUUAGCCGUGGCAUACAGGCUGCUCUGGGAAUGUCGCUGUUUGGGGUGGAUGUGAUCGUCGAUAAUAAAACUGGCAAACUCGCACUGAUCGACAUCAACGCUUUCCCAGGUUACGAAGGUUUCCCAGAAUUCUUCAGCACCCUCUUGAACCACGUGGAGGCGCUGUUGCGUGAGCGGGAGAGAGAUCCACAGGGACGAGGCCUAGUGGCCAAGCAACAGGGGCCUCACCGGAGGUGCCCAGAUCUGCCCGAGGCCUGGUCGCCUGCCCCCGUCUCUAACUGCGCCAACAGCCUGGCAAGAGAAGUCUGGGCACCAGAGGAACAUCCCACGGGAAGACGGGCAUCGGACUCCAGCUGCUUCAGGGAUUUUGCCCUACCCCAGGCUGCCCUGUGCCAGUCCAACUGUGAAUAACCACACGCCAACCCCCCCCACCACUCCGCCCCGCCAUCUCAUCAGUCGCCCGCCAUUAAAAACAAAAGCAACAGCUCCAGCUGGCGCUUUUGGGAAAUGCAGAUUAAUUGUUAGAUGAGUUUUAUUCUACGCUAAAGCUGGCAUCCUUGGUGCCUUGAAUCCAGAAUGUUCCAGCAGCCAGCAACUCCACUCUCACCCCCAAACCUCUCGAUGCAAAAAUGUCCUUCACUAACUGGAACGCAUUCCAAUAUUAACUAGAAACGGAGUGUUGGCAUGGCAACGUGUUUUAAUCGUGGUGGAGGGUCAAUUCGAGGAACUCUGAGGGUUAGCUGGAGGGACUGUGAGGCAUUCUGUUUGAGGAGAGUCUUUCUUUUUCCCAAAUUCUUUUAUGGGGCGUGGGUGUCACUAGUUAGGCCCUAAUUGACCAGAAGGCAAUUAAGUGUCAAUCUCUUGACUCCAGUGGGUCUGACCAGACUGGGUUAGGACAGCAGAUUUUGUCCCCUGAAGGGAGUGGGCUAGACCAUUUGCAACAAUUGACAAUGGUCGCUUUUCCAGAUAACGUUGAAUUCAAAUUUUACCAUCUGCCAUGGUAGGAUUUGAACCCAUGACCCCAGAACUUUGGCCUAGGGGAGGCUGGAUUAUUAGCCAAGUGACUUGGGCACUACUCUACCACCUUCCAUACUUGAAGGACUCUCUCUGAGAGUCUGUGUUGAGGGAUUCUGAGGCUGUUUGUGAGGCACUGUUUGAGUGUCUUUUCGAGGUGAGUCUGUGUGAAGGUCUGUGUUUGAGGACCUGUGCUUGAAGGGCUCUUUUCAAAGGCCUGUGAUGGAAGAGUCCGCGUCUGUGUUUGAGAGUCCGCGUCUGUGUUUGA
Rhincodon typus (whale shark) is the source of this 2047-nucleotide messenger RNA. Its product is annotated as inositol-tetrakisphosphate 1-kinase-like. Bases 163 to 1176 code for a protein of 337 amino acids. Gene Ontology annotation, biological process: inositol trisphosphate metabolic process. Gene Ontology annotation, molecular function: inositol-1,3,4-trisphosphate 5-kinase activity; inositol-1,3,4-trisphosphate 6-kinase activity; magnesium ion binding. NCBI's taxonomy places the organism in Eukaryota, Metazoa, Chordata, Chondrichthyes, Orectolobiformes, Rhincodontidae. The record is from RefSeq and is a predicted model, not a curated record. The transcript has 9 exons. Gene Ontology annotation, cellular component: cytoplasm.